Vespula pensylvanica (western yellowjacket) is the source of this 1984-nucleotide messenger RNA. RefSeq lists its product as uncharacterized. Gene Ontology annotation, molecular function: ubiquitin protein ligase activity. The record is from RefSeq and is a predicted model, not a curated record. Lineage: Eukaryota; Metazoa; Arthropoda; Insecta; Hymenoptera; Vespidae. The coding region runs from base 283 to 1440 and encodes 385 amino acids. Gene Ontology annotation, cellular component: endomembrane system. The transcript has 5 exons.
GGUCGUACUCUUUAUUUCGUAGCAGUCUACGUGCAUCGGAAGAAGAGUCCCAGUAACGCAUCGCUCGUCUCUCUUUUCACACGCGAUCUCGAUUCGAAAAGAGUAGUCACUUUCGAGAGUGAACAAAUAAUAACAACGCGACUUUUCUUCAUUUGACAAUUGCAAUUUGUUUUCCACGAAAAGCAAAUCCAUUAUCGUCUAAGUCUCUUGAGGGUGACCAAUUUACGUGACGAUAAUUUAAAAAUUUUUAUUUUCUCGAAGAACAACAUAUAGGAAGACGAUAUGGGUAUGAUAACGCGGGUGAGGGGUCGUGUGAGAGCGAACUCGCUGACAGUGGACAAAGAAAAAACAGCACAAAGCGUUUGUCUCUUGAGUGCUGUUCUUUUGCUACCCUAUUGUCCUCGUGGUCCACUACCACUUUUACCCUCACCGGCACCAGCCUUGUACUCGGCUUUGGUUUUACCUGUGGUAUUAAGUGCCAAUUACAGAUACCCUGUUUACACGUUGAAAGCUCUCGUAGGGGCAACAGCAGGUGGACUCUCGAAAGCUUGGAAACCACUUUAUCGUUUCUUGAAACGUCUUUAUGGGCCCGUCGAUCGUGCGGAAAAUCUUUUUCUAAGGAUGAAAAACAUUUCCGUGAUGGCAAAUCAAAUAGUUUUCUUGAUGCUCGCGGAUAAAGUUUUGGUACCGAAGGAAAGAAUGACCUGUCUUUAUACUCUUAUGUUUUAUAACGUUAUCGCUUAUUGCGUGAGCUAUAUAAAGGAACUGAUCGAAAAGGAAGACUGGACACCCUAUGUUACUUUAACAGAGAGAUCGCAAAUCAAACAUCUCGCUAUGUCGGCCACGAAGAUUGUCUUAGAGUGGACCAAGGCCGUUACAUUCGUUGUUACUCUGACCUUCAUGCUCCUCGUAUUCGGUUUGGAACAAGGACUCGAACAUUACAAGCCCUCGACGAUGUAUACCGUAUUAACUUGGAUCUAUUAUUCGGCAACAGAGAAAGUCUUCGUCGAUAUGUUCCCAACGAUUCUAGGAUAUCUACAACUCGAAGCAUUGGAGAACAUCGAGAAUCUCUAUGCUCCUGUGAUAUUAAGAUACUUUACUAUUGGUAUAUCAGCUUUCUUCAGUCUUAUACUCUUACCAACGGCACCCUGGAGAUUUCUCUUUGUUGCAACUUAUUUAAACAUUUAUCUGAGAUGGAAGGAACUUAUGCAAAAUUCUGGGGCAGCAUUAAAACGUGAACGGGAAAUAUUAAACCGAUAUAGAAAGGCCACUGCGGAGGAAAUCGAUAGGUUCGACGAUGUCUGCUCCGUUUGCCUUUGUACCAUGACAAAAGCCAGGGUGACACCCUGCCAUCAUCUCUUCCAUGCGGAUUGCCUCAGGCAAUGUUUAAAGACUAGCGACAGCUGUCCCAUGUGCAAGCGAGAACUUAAGUUCGACUGAAAUACUACGUACCACAAGCGUUAAUGGAAAAGAAAUGUGUGUGUGUAUAUGUAUAUAUAUAUAUAUAUAUAUAUAUAUACACGUUCGUUCCUUUUUAUUUUUAUUACUUUUUACUAUUCUAUCGUAUUAGGUUCCAUUCAGAGAAUAAUCCUUCUGUCCAAUCAACAUUUACAAUCAGAAAUAGAAUCACCGUUUUGGAUAGUACGCGAUAUAUUUUUAAUAGAAAUUAAAAAGGAACUUUUUUUCGAAUAUCCACAUCAGAUGUAUCUUUAUACAUCUCAUUCCACUACUUAUUCCAUUUUAUUUGUACAAGCAAAAUUUACUAAAUCUUUUUAUUUAUUCAGAUUAGGAUUUCAGUUCGAAACUUGAGUAUAUAUAAUUUAAAACGGAAGGUAAUAAUACAUUUUAUACUGAUAUACGUCGAAGCAUUCUAGACAACGACCGUUAUGUAAGAACGAAUGUUCUUUUAAGCUUACACUGUUCUGUGAUAUAUAAAAAAGGAUAUAAAAAACAUCUUUUCUCUGAAUAAAUGUUAAUAAAGAAA